CCUGAAGGCCUCAGCAAUGAGAGUCCAGAAGCCAUGUGGAAGGUAUGUAGGGUUCGCAUAGAGAGUCCGAGAGAUGAGGGAGCCCGGCGACAGGCUCAGCGGGCAGGCCGGUGUUCGUGUGCCCCAGCAAGCUGUGUCGAGCUUGACUGUGGCGCCGCCGCCUGGUAAAGCCUGGCACUGAGCCUGUGGGUAGGGGCGGCAGGAGACCGCCUCCCCCGUGGUCCCUCUACCUGAUAGGGGCGGGGAGGAAGAAAGGCGGGCUCCAAGCGAGUGGGUGAGUCACUCCUGUCCCUUGGGUUAGGAGCGUCAGGACUUCUCUCCUUUCCCAGGGUCUGCGCAUCGGCUCCAGCUCCCCGACUCCCUCUGCUACUCUGCUGGGCGACGCGACUCCCAUCUGAGGCUGCACCAGUCUCCUUUCCUCAUAGGUGAGGACUAGGAUCUUCAGUAAGUUUCCAUCUUACUAAACUAUCAUCACAGUGCAGUCCUGCCUUCUGGAGGAAAUAUCCUGACUUUCUCCAUAAAGUUCGGACUACUUAUGAUCUUUUUGGUCAUCAUUUAUAUGCCAACCCAGCAUUUCCUACAUUGCGGGCCCCAGAGGAACUGAGUCCUGUUCUGAAGCUUUUUGAGAGCUCAAAGUUCAGCAUCAUUAGUGAAUUUUAGUGGCUGGCUGUCUACACAGCAAAGGCUUUAGAGAAAUUUUUCAGUUCAAACAGUAAUGAUUUUCAUGGACUACAAUUUCAGUAGAACAUGUUUUCUCUGUAAUGUGAAAGAAUAUCGAGCACUUGUCAGCAAAUCUGUAGAGACCUUGAAAGAAAACCCUUUAAAUUGAAUAGCUUGAACACUAGGCUGACCAGGGGAAUCUUAACAACAGUAAAUAUCCAUUCGCCUUCUGGAAGAUUCCACCACUGCUAUACAGAGCUGCUGCUGAAAUACCAUGUCGAAGAACUCAGAGUUCAUCAAUCUGUCAUUUUUAUUGGAUCAUGAGAAGGAAAUGAUCCUCGGAGUCCUAAAGAGAGAUGAAUAUUUGAAAAAGGUGGAAGACAAGAGGAUAAGGAAGCUGAAAAAUGAGCUUUUAGAAGCCAAGCGUAGGAGUGGGAAGACUCACCAAGAGGCGAAUAGAGUCUGUGUUCACUGUCAGAAAAGCCUGGGCCUCAUCUUUGACCGGGGAGAUCCAUGCCAAGCCUGUUCACUCAGAGUGUGCAGUGAGUGUCGAGUCACGGGACUUGAUGGCAGCUGGAAGUGCACUGUCUGUGCUAAAGUCGCGCAGCUAAGGAUCAUAAGUGGAGAAUGGUUCUUGGAAGAAAAGGCAAAGCGUUUCAAACAAGUCAAUGUUCUGGGCACUGAUGUUGUUCGACAGUCCAUCUUAAGAAGAAGUCCAGGGUCUGAAGAAAUACAAAACCAAGAGCAAGCACACCAAGGUGCAGACAAGUCAGAUACUUUGUCUUCAGUCAGGCAGAAGGCCACUCAUGAUGGACCAAAGAGGAAGGGUUUUCUUCUUAGCAAGUUCAGAUCAGCAACCAGAGGAGAAAUCAAAACUCCAAAAGCUGAAAGUGGAAGGAGCUAUAGCUUGGACCUAGACAAUCAAAAUCUUCAGAGUUUCAAGUCGGUCUCUGGCUCAGACAGGGGAAGUACCACUUCAUCAGAUCUCAUUGACCAGGAGGCUGGACGAGGAGCACCAAAAGGCAGCUGCAGCAAUGGUGGAAUCCCAGUUACUCAGAGGUCACCAGCCCCAAGUGCUCGUAGUGUGACCUCCAUCAGCAGCAGAGAACAUGGUUUUGAAAAUUCCAUGGCUUUGGCUACCAUUGAAAGCAUCUCUGAGGAACUCACAAAGAGUCAUCGCAGGAACACGUCUGGUACACCUUCCAUAGCAGUGUCUGGUACCUCGCUGUCCUCAGAGCGGAGUCGAUCUGAGUUAGAUUUGAGUGAGUCAUUUGCAGAAGACUUAGAGGACACUUCAAGCAUAAGAAGCAGAUCUGUUCCUGGGGCUUUAGACAAAGACUUGAAUUCCUUAGAAGACACAGAAGAUGGUGUGGACUUAGUGUCCUCCAGGUUUUCUGCAAAUACCCACAGUCUGGCAAGUGGCCUGUCAACUAGCUCCCAAGCAGGAUCUGAUAGGAAGAGGAGCUACCUACAUGUGCCUGAUGCUGACUCAGACACUACUAGCCUUAACAGCAUGAUGAGUGUUUACAGUGAAACGGGAGACUAUGGCAAUGUGAAAGUCACCGGUGAGAUUCUUCUCCACAUCAGCUACUGCUACAAAACUGGCGGGCUAUACAUUUUUGUCAAGAACUGCAGAAACCUGGCCAUCGGAGAUGAAAAGAAACAGAGGACAGAUGCUUAUGUCAAGUCAUACCUUCUUCCAGACAAGACCCGAAACAAUAAGCGAAAGACCAAAAUCAGGACAGGUACCAAUCCAGAAUUCAAUGAAACAUUAAAGUAUACUAUCAGCCACACCCAGCUGGAAACAAGAACUCUGCAGCUCUCAGUCUGGCACUACGAUCGGUUUGGACGCAACAGUUUCCUUGGAGAGGUGGAGAUUGCUUUUGACUCAUGGAACUUCGAAAAUCCAUGUGAUGAAUGGUUUGUGCUUCAGCCCAAGGUGGAGUUGGCUCCUGAUAUUAGCCUUCAAUAUAAAGGAGAGCUAACCAUUGUUUUGCGUUAUAUUCCUCCAGAGGAGAACCUUAUAUUUCCAGUAGAACAACCUCAAGGAAAGAAGAUCUUUAAAAAGGGAAAGAAGAAAGAGUCACCUGCCAUUUCUGGGGGAAUACUUGAAGUUUUCAUCAAAGAAGCAAAGAAUCUGACAGCAGUAAAAGCAGGGGGCACUUCUGACAGCUUCGUCAAGGGCUACCUGCUUCCUGAUGAUAACAAAGCCACCAAGCACAAAACUGCAGUUGUAAAAAAGAGUGUCAAUCCUCAGUGGAACCAUGUGUUCAUAUUCAGCGGUCUGUAUCCUCAGGAUAUACAGAAUGCUUGCCUAGAACUCACCAUCUGGGAUAAGGAGGCCUUUUCCAGCAACAUCUUUCUAGGAGGUGUUCGUUUAAAUUCCGGAAGCGGUAUUAGCCAUGGGAAGGCUGUGGACUGGAUGGACUCUCGUGGGGAAGAACAACGCCUUUGGCAAAAGAUGGCUGACAACCCUGGGACAUCUGUAGAAGGAGUUCUCAUGCUACGUUCUAGCAUGGCAAAAUGUAGGCUCUGAGGGCACCAGUUCUCCCAAAAAUACAUCUCUGGUUGCCAGCUGUUUCCUCUCAGUGAAAAGACUGGGGCUUUGAAAUCACUGAAGAGUAUUAGGGCAUAAUAGGAAACAUGUCAGUACUGUGAACAUUUAGGAUAUUGCUGAUUGUCAAAAAACAAAACAAAAGUAAAAACCCAUAUCCUUUUAUGUGUUCACUUACUCGGGUCUCCCUUAUUAGACAAUAGGAAGUGUACCUUUCCAACAAUAAAACUGUGCAAAGGC
Molecule: messenger RNA, 3454 nt
Organism: Rattus norvegicus (Norway rat)
Lineage: Eukaryota; Metazoa; Chordata; Mammalia; Rodentia; Muridae
Source: RefSeq, a predicted model, not a curated record